Xiphophorus maculatus (southern platyfish) is the source of this 1037-nucleotide messenger RNA. RefSeq names its product mitochondrial ribosomal protein L10 (gene mrpl10). The transcript is spliced from 5 exons. Gene Ontology annotation, molecular function: structural constituent of ribosome. The record is from RefSeq and is a predicted model, not a curated record. Bases 8 to 787 code for a protein of 259 amino acids. NCBI's taxonomy places the organism in Eukaryota, Metazoa, Chordata, Actinopteri, Cyprinodontiformes, Poeciliidae. Gene Ontology annotation, cellular component: mitochondrial large ribosomal subunit. Gene Ontology annotation, biological process: translation.
AUUCUAAAUGACGUAUUUCCUGUUGAAGAUGUCGGCGACCUUGUGUGUGAAGUUGCAACGAAACCAGGGGUGGCUGCCUCUGAUUCAGAGUGUCCGGCACGGGUCCAAGGCUGUGACCCGUCAUAAAAAACCCGUUCAUAUCCUCAAACAGAAGCUCAUUGCCGUCACACAGUACAUUCCUCCAGCUAGGACCGUUCCCCCGGGGGCUUAUCCGUCCGAAGAAAAGCACGUCCAGGAGGAUAAUGAGUUUGUUUUACUCCUGAAGAAGAAUUUGGAGGAAGUGUUUGAGGAGUGCAAAAUGAUCGCUGUGGUCCAGACAAACGCCUGCAGUGUUGACGACAUGCUGAUGCUCAGACACAGACUUUGCAAACACAGCAUCAAAAUUAGGUUUUUCCCCAACCAGGUAAUGCGGUCGUUCCUGAGUAACUCAGUUUACAGCAACAUGGCUCCUCUGUUUAUCGGCCCCACCGUUCUCUUCGUGAGCAAAGAGCCGAAGGUGAAAGAGAUGAUGUCUGCUCUCAGGGUUAGCCCACAGAUGACACUCUUAGGCGCCUGCAUAGACAACACACUGCUGAGUUCACAGGGCGUGGUCAGCUACGCCAAACUGCCGUCACUGACCGUCGUCCAGGGCGAGCUGGUCAGCGGGCUGACUAUGCUGACGUCCCGCACAGCCUUCAUGCUGCAGCGCCACCCGGCUCAUCUCUCCGCCCUACUGCAACAGUACAUCAAACAGCAGAGCCCGGACGAUGGCGCCGAGGCAACGCCUAAAGCAGAGGAAGCCUCAUAGAUCUUCAGAGAAACACCUCUGGACUUUUGCCUUGCAGAUUUACGUCUAGUUAGAACGAGGAGGGGCUGAAACGGCAGCUGUUUGGUACCAGACUUUGGGGUAGCAGUACUACUGGAGUUGAGACGCGGCUGCGUGAGUGGCUUCAGCCUCUUGGUGGACUUCUUGAAGGACAGUGCUUCAAAAAUGUCAAUUUAGCUCUUAAUUUUACGGUGUUAGUAUGUAAAUAAAAGGGAUAUGCUCAAAAUCAAAA